Molecule: messenger RNA, 387 nt
Organism: Hylaeus volcanicus
Lineage: Eukaryota; Metazoa; Arthropoda; Insecta; Hymenoptera; Colletidae
Gene: Cpr76Bb
Product: cuticle protein 19
Exons: 3
Coding region: 1-387 (128 amino acids)
Cellular component (GO): extracellular matrix
Source: RefSeq, a predicted model, not a curated record
AUGAUCAAGAUCGCUCUUCUCCUCGGCCUUGUCGGCAUCGCCGCAGCUUCAUACAUCGGAGGACACGAUGACUAUAACCACCACCCAGCCUACAACUUCGAAUACAGCGUCCACGACCCACACACUCACGACAUCAAAAGCCAGCACGAGAGCAGAAACGGAGAUUCCGUAAAGGGAUACUACACCCUCAAGGAGGCCGACGGCACACUCAGGGAAGUCCACUACACCGCCGACCACAAGAACGGAUUUAACGCCGAAGUCAAGAGGUCCGGCCAUGCCCAGCACCCGGCUCACUACCACAGCUCUGCCGAAACCUUCUACGGACACGGACACUCAGGUGCUUCAUCCUCAAACAACAACAACCUCUACAACGGCCACCACUACUGA